Molecule: messenger RNA, 456 nt
Organism: Strongyloides ratti
Lineage: Eukaryota; Metazoa; Nematoda; Chromadorea; Rhabditida; Strongyloididae
Exons: 2
Coding region: 1-456 (151 amino acids)
Source: RefSeq, a predicted model, not a curated record
AUGGUUUUAACGCUUAUUUUAUUGGUUAAUUUAUUUGGUCUUUUUAUCACAUGUUGUAGUGGGAGAAAAAAUAAAGAAUCUAAAAAUUUAAAAAACAAAACUGCAGCUUCUGAAAUAAAAUGGAAAAAUUUUCAAUCUAAACAUCUUAAUCAAAAGAGUAUUUCUAUGGAUUCAAUUUAUACAAAAAAAAAACUUGUGAAAAUAAUAAAAUUGCUUCUAGAAACACAUGCUCAAAUAGAAAGUGAUGAUAUGAAAGAAGAUUAUUUUAGGUUAAAUAAUAAAUCCCAACAACAUCCACUUCCUAUAGUUGAACUUGUUGGAGAUAUUAAAAUUAAAAAAGUGAAUAAUAAGAAAAAUAUUAAUUUCACUCCACAUGAUUAUUUUAGAACACAACCGAAUAAUACACCAAAUACUUUUCAAAGGAUGGUUGGACCUAAAAGAAGUGAUUUUGCUUGA